ACAGCUUCUAAGAAACAGGACUUUUUCGCUUCAGUUAGAUUUAGAAGUUAACUUCAGGACAAGUAAUGGAGUCGGACCUGACUGACGGGAAAACUAGACGCGGUGGUAGAAAACACCACAACAUCGUCAGCGACAAAUGCCUACUACUUACUCCUAUGAUCAACAGCUGCAAGUUGCACCUUAUGACAGCCAAAACACUGUUAGCGAGAAACCUGCAAACGAUGUCUGAUUCUCAAGAUUCCAAUAAACAAACAAACAUCAGUACCACACAAACAGCUGGUGAUUCUAACCCAGAAAGUGAGUUACAUUCCAACAAUAAAACCAGUGACAACUCUGUCCAGCAUUUAGUACGGCUAUCUGGUGCUGCUCCAGUUUCUCAUUGUCCAAAUGAAGCUAGAGGCAGAUUAAGUAGAAUGCCUCACAGUGCAGAGAUCACUUGCCAUCACAUGUGCCUAAAGCAUCUCAAGCCAGUAGGUUCUCAAGGGUUUAAUUACAGAGCUUCUUCGGGUUUCACCUGCACCCAGAUAACUUCUGCUGCCAGUUUUCAACGCAUAGACCUGGACAGGCGUUGUCUGGAGGAAUUCCCUAAAGUGGGUUUUAUUGAAGAACUCCGACUUCUCAACCUGCAGCACAAUCUAAUUACCAGGAUUCCGCAUUUGUUGCAUCUGCAGCAGCUCACCGUCUUGAACUUGCAUGAUAAUCACAUCUCUGAUAUGAAUGGUAUUGAAAAUCUCAGCUCUCUCCGGGUUCUGACGCUGGGAAAGAACAGAAUUCAUAAAAUUUGCUGCUUGGAACGCUUAUACAAACUGAGUAUCCUGGAUUUGCAUGACAAUCAGAUCAGGAAGAUAGAGAAUAUAUCUCACCUGAGUGAACUCCAAGUUCUGAACCUGUCCUGUAAUCGCAUCUCAAGUGUGGAGAAUUUGCAGGGCCUCAGCUCGUUGACUGAACUCAACCUGCAGUACAAUUGCAUCUCUGUGGUGACUGAGGUGGACCGCCUGGCCGGCUUGCAGCGUCUCUUUCUCAGCUGCAACAACAUCCACAGUUUUGAUCAGCUAGCCUGCCUUGGAGAGUCACAGUCCAUUUCUGAGCUCACCCUGGAUGGGAAUCCUGUAGCCCUGGAGACAUGGUACAAGCAGGCCGUCCUGCGCUGUGUGCUUCACCUGAAACAGCUGGACAUGAAGCGCAUCACAGACGAGGAUCGGCGCAUGGCAGGUGUAUUGACUCGAAAAGAGGAAGAAAAGAAAAAGGAGAGUCACAAGCAGACAAUUCAUAAGGAGAAGCGUCGUCUAGCGAUCCGUAAUGCGGCCCAGCAGUGGGAGGGUGUCAAAGCCUGCUUGGAGCUGCCUCCAACAAACGGCUCUAAGGAGGACGCUAGUCCAGAGAACAGUCCUGCUCACAGCCCCGCGCAGACCAAUGGCCUUGCACAGGAGACGUCUCCAGAGGAACCAAGACGGAUAAGUCCAGGUUCAGGACCAGAACGACCAUCAGGCGGAACAGAAAACAGACUCCGCACCAACAGCCGACCUAACAGCCCUCGAGAUCCAAAACUUGUGGAGACAGGGAGUGGCAACGUUCAGAGCUUGUCCUUGUCUGACAGUCAUCUGGCGGAGCUUGAUGGAGACACCCUGCGUUUAUUUGGACUUGGAGCCCUGGAGGCCCUGGAGAGAGGCUGGGGUGUUCAGACUGCUGGUGCUGUCACCGUCAUCACCUUCCGCUUCAUUAACUAUGAUGCCAUCGUUCCCACACUUCCUAGGAUAAGAGUCAAGUUCCCAAAUCUGUCGCACCUGAUAUUUCUGGAAACCAACAUCAGCCGUCUCCCCCAGCUCGCUGCUCUGGCUCAGGUGAGGCGUCUGGACCAACUGACCAUUCAUCCAGAAGGAAACCCAGUGGUCGGUCUGGCUUUGUGGCGCUCAUUCAUCAUCUAUCGUCUCUACCACUUCAACCUUCAAAAAAUCAAUGGCCAGGAGGUGACCAUGAAUGAUGUAAUUGCUGCAGAGCGUGUAUUUGGGACACUGGGUCACAUAGCAGCCACCGAAACCCCACGUUGCCGGCUCCUAUUGCUGCUAGAAGAGUCCAGGAAAAGGCAGCUGCAGUUCUUGUUGGAGGGACGUGGUCGGCGGGCGGGGCUGAGUCCAGAGGAGCUUCGGGAUAAUGGGAAGCUCCUGGGUGAAGGCCUGAGCAGAGCGCUCUUUAACUAUCCAAGCAGAGACUGUAAUGCAGAGAGCCCUGAGGAGGGCACUUUGGAGUCAUCAGAGCGUGCCGCCGUGAUAGAACAAUACCUUCAGGAGUUGGUCAAAAGGGCGUCAGACACCAAUCUGAAGGGUGAGGCUUUACACAAGCUCUGGCCAUCCAUGUUUGCAGAGAUGGUGAGAGACUGCGUGUUGGAGAUGAGAGACAGAGGGGCCUUCCGCCAAGCCAGUCUUGCAAAGCUCACUGAGACCAAGUGAAAAGGACCAAAGGUUCACCCUAAGAUCACAUACACAUUACUAAAUGUGGACAUUGCUUCCCGCUGCUUUUUUUUUUUUUCCCCACGUCAAACUCCCAAUUCUUGACGCUUCAUCUCCUUCUGAUUUGAUCAGUUGUUAGUUGGAGGCCCUUUUGAGAUUGAGGAUUUAAAGAUGUCUGUAAAAUUGUCAGCACAUCUUGACUGAAUGUAGAUUUUCACUGAUUCCAUUCCUCAGAGUGUGGAGCUGUAUCAUGCCUAAGGAAGCUUACAAGGACUCACUGACUUGUGGUGCACUGACUUCCCUAAAAAAAAUACUCUGCACUUUAAAAGCUUUCUGAAUGAAUUCAUGCACCGUCCAGAGUCUCUUUUUCUGGAGAAUAGAAGGAUUUUUCUGUCUUCUAAUCAGCAUCAUGCAUUAUCUCACUUCGUCCUGAAUGACAUGAAAGAAAGGGCACAGACAAACACAUGGUCUUUUUUGUUUACUACUGACUUUCUGUAUUGUACUUAGUAUUAAAAGAUUCUGCAUUAGCACAAA
Molecule: messenger RNA, 2981 nt
Organism: Xiphophorus maculatus (southern platyfish)
Lineage: Eukaryota; Metazoa; Chordata; Actinopteri; Cyprinodontiformes; Poeciliidae
Gene: lrrc49
Product: leucine rich repeat containing 49
Exons: 19
Coding region: 66-2447 (793 amino acids)
Molecular function (GO): protein binding
Source: RefSeq, a predicted model, not a curated record